UUCUAUUAUCUAUUCAUUAUAGGGAUGUCAUCAUUCUACAACAUUCUUGAUCUGUCAAAUCUGAGUUGUGUGAGAUAUUGAGGAUGCUCUUUGUCUUUAAAAAAUUAUCUGCCUGUUUCAAGUAGCAUUUAAAAAUCUCACUUACUCAUUUGAGCAAGUUUUCACUUUUCACUUUAACGCACCUCGGCUAGAAAUUCAGGGUGAUGCAACUUUUUGAUUAAACACAUACAGUUAGCAUCAUACUAAACUAGUAGAAGUCAGUAUCUGCAAUUGUUUUGGAUAAUUUUACUCAAACCUGUGUAAUGUGUAUUAUGUAUAUAGCGUAAAUAAGACGCAGCCGAUGCAGGUUCAAAUUGACAACUGCGUGACUAUCAACAUUAUUUUUUUUUUAAUAAAAAAAAUGAAGUUUGCAUUUACGUGAUAGUACAAAACUAUAGAUUCUAUUUCUUCUAGAUAUUUAACAGAAAACACACCAAAAUGUCAAAUUAUUGUGAAAUUUGUGAGAUGGUCUUUGUGAAUGAAAGUGCUUUGGUUGGGCACCAAAAUGGGAAAAAACACAAACGAGCUGCUUCUCGAGUAAAUCUAUUCAAAGAUAUUGCAGAGCGGUCCAUUUUCAUUACUGGUUUUCCUACAUAUAUGCACAGAGAAGAGUUUCUUGCUUUUUUGAGUCAAUAUGGAAAAAUUUACAAACAUUUUUGGUAUCCCAAACAUGUAAUUGUGGAAUUUGAAAGGAAAGAGCCAGUUAUUGCAUUACUGAAACAACCUGUGUUUUUUUCCAAUGUAAAACUUAAAAUUAAACCUAGAACUAUGCCUAAAACUUUUGAAAAAAAAGUAGAGAAACCUGUACCUGCUAUCAAUGACACACAAGAUUUGAUAUUUGAAAAUAUAAAAUCAAUUUUCGAUGGUGUACCAAAUUUUGAUGAAAGUUUAAGAGCUUUUAUAAAUGAAGUUGCAAUGACUCAACAAGAUUUAGAAACACGCUAUGAACCUACAAUUAUACAGUUAACUGACAUUUUCCGUCAACAAUUUCCUCAUUGUAUUAUACAUAGAUUUGGUUCAUCUGUAUCUGGUCUUGGUUUUAAAAAUUGUGACUUGGAUAUAUUCUUGGAUACUGGUUUAAGAUUAGUACAUGAAAAAGAUGAAUGUCAAGAUCCAAAUAGUAUUACUCCUACAACUGUUUUUGCAGAAGUUAAAAGAAAACUCUAUGGCAAACGAAAUUUGUUUACCAAAGUUGUACCGAUUCCCAAAGCAAAAACUCCUAUCAUAAAAUGUAUCUACAUACCUUCACAUAUAUCAUGUGAUAUUUCUUUUAAAAAUAGUUUGGCUGUAUACAAUAGCAAAAUGAUGCGCUAUUAUCUCUCAUUGGAUCCUCGGUUACAGCCUACAAUGAUGGUUAUCAAAUACUGGCUCAGUAAUUUGGAAAUCAAGAAUGGUGAUAGAAUGUCAAAGUAUGCCUUGAUGUUAUUAUUUUUAUUUUAUCUUCAACAACCUACUGUUAAAAUAGUCCCACCUAUCUAUGACUUGAAAAAAAAUUGUAUACCAGAAGUAGUAGAAGGAUGGCAAGUUAAUUAUGAAGAAUUGAGCACGCCAUUUGAGCAACCAGAAAUAAGUAAAACUAAAAGUAUUCCACAACUAUUACAAGGAUUUUUCGAAUUCUACAAAGAAUAUGAUUUUAAAAACAAUAUUGUCUGCCCUUUGGAUGGGCAAUCACAUCUCAAAUCAGAAUUUCAAGAAAUUGACCAAUUACCAGAGUGUAUGGAUAGAUAUAAAAGUUAUAUUAAAAAUAGCGAAAAUCCUGUGGUUUUUCCAACAACUACAUGUAUGUGUGUGCAAGAUCCAAAUGAAUUAAACCACAGUGUUACAGCAGGUGUAUCUUAUAAAUAUUUACAAAAUUUCCAAAGUAAUUGUGACUUGGCAUCAAUAGUUUGUGCAAAAGAAUCUGAAAAUAACUAUAAAGAUCUUCUUCCAAAUCUUUUUACAGCAAUAGUUAAACCUAAACAAAAUUCUAGGCACGUUAAGAAAUAUACUUUUGUUGUUUAUGCUAAAAAAUUAUUGAAAGCUGGACUACCUAAAGAUUUGGAUUCUAGAACUGAUAUUAAAGAUAAAUCAUCAUUCAUGAACGAUCAUUGGUUCAACUUAAUAACAAGAUUUACAGAAAUAUAUUUAGAAAAAGUUUUGAGAUUUAAUGUUCGAAUGACUCAUGUAGCUAAAGAUACAAAGCAACAGAAAGUUGAUGACCAAUCAGAUGUUCACUCCAAUGACAUGAAAAAAGUUGUUUUCCAUUGCCUAGGUGAACAAAUUUUGUGGACAAAUCGUAAAAAUUCUCAAGCAGUUCUCGAUCCUUCUAUAAGUGGUCUUGCAAAGGAAAUCGAUGUUACAAAUCGAAUUAUUAAUGAUGUAGAGUCAAGUGAAAAAUUCCCGAAAAUUAACAUGGAUUUUGAAUGUCACAUUAUACAAAAAAAGGGGCCGAAUGUCCACGUAAAUUUUUCUUUAGUUAAUAAUAAUUGCCCUCAAAAUGUAUACUCAGACUUGGUUUGUCAUCUACAAAAUCGCAUGAUAAAUGUGUUUCGAAAAACAGCAACACAUAUGAUACAGUAUGGGAAAACAAACUUGAAUGCUUAAUUGAAAUGUAACAAUUUAUGUAAAUACGAGAAUUAAAUAUGACUUACGUAAUAAUGAUAUUGCGAUAUUUUUAGUAUUCGUUUCAACUUUAUCAUCUUUAUCUAUCUUUGUUAUUGUUAAUAGUUUGUUGAGUGUCAUCAACGUAUAGAUAAUCGUUUCCAUGUAUAUAAAUGUAUUUUCAGUUACAUUUUGAAUGCUAGAUCAUUUAAGUAAUAUAAAUGAAUUGAUAAUCUGUUGCAAUUUUAUCAUUUGUAUAUAUGCAAA
Trichogramma pretiosum is the source of this 2886-nucleotide messenger RNA. Its product is annotated as speckle targeted PIP5K1A-regulated poly(A) polymerase-like. Gene Ontology annotation, molecular function: zinc ion binding; RNA uridylyltransferase activity; nucleic acid binding. Lineage: Eukaryota; Metazoa; Arthropoda; Insecta; Hymenoptera; Trichogrammatidae. The record is from RefSeq and is a predicted model, not a curated record. The transcript has 5 exons. The coding region runs from base 478 to 2622 and encodes 714 amino acids. Gene Ontology annotation, cellular component: nucleus.